Marmota monax (woodchuck) is the source of this 1089-nucleotide messenger RNA. Its product is annotated as E3 ubiquitin-protein ligase RNF135-like. Gene Ontology annotation, biological process: regulation of innate immune response. Gene Ontology annotation, cellular component: cytoplasm. Bases 16 to 687 code for a protein of 223 amino acids. Gene Ontology annotation, molecular function: ubiquitin-protein transferase activity; protein binding; ribonucleoprotein complex binding. Lineage: Eukaryota; Metazoa; Chordata; Mammalia; Rodentia; Sciuridae. The transcript has 2 exons. The record is from RefSeq and is a predicted model, not a curated record.
UUGAAUACCUUCAGUAUGCCUUUACUGAUGGGCCUUUCUCUUUCCUUUUUUUUUUUUUUUUUUGAUUCCUUAGUGGAAUUCCCGAAAGCUCUGUCUUCCUCCUCAUUGCCUGACCAGAGCUGCCCUCAACCUAGGAGGACCUCUCGUUUUGCUCAGUGGAUCAUCAAUCCAACCUUUGACUUGGGAAGCCUUUCCUGUAUCCUGAAGGUAUCAGAGGAUUGCCGGACAGUGACUGUGUCUCAAUUCCGGCAGCCCUAUCCUUGGAGUCAAGAGAGGUUUUCAACCAGCCAGGUCUUAUGUUCCCAGGCCCUGUCUUCUGGGCGGCAUUACUGGGAAGUGGACACGAAGUGCUGCAAUAACUGGGCAGUUGGAGUGGCCUCUUGGGGCAUGAGCCGAGACCGGAUGCUGGGAAGGACUGCAGACUCUUGGUGCAUAGAGUGGAAGGGAACUGGCCAGCUGUCUGCAUGGACCAUGGUCAAAGAAACUGUCCUUGGCUCAGACAGACCUGGGGUGGUGGGCAUCUGGCUGGACCUGGAGGAGAGGAAGCUUGCCUUCUAUUCAGUGGCCAGUCAGGAGAAGCUUCUGUAUGAGUGUGAGAUGGCGGCCUCCUCUCCUCUGCACCCUGCCUUCUGGCUCUAUGGCCUAACUCCUGGAAACUCCCUGAUCAUAAAUCAAGUACGAGUAUAAAGCUUCCUCAGGGGUUAAAACACAGUGGUCUCCUGGCUUCUCUCUCUGCCUUCAAGCAGGUGGCAACUCAACUUAAGAAUCCCACUUUUGAAGUUCAUCCUUUUGUGUGGUACAGGAUUAACAAAGCAGGCUUGAAGUUCUUGAACCCUGCACAUUUCAAAGAAAGGACUGGCCUCUGACAGACUCAAGAGAGGGGACCUAUAAGCCCUUCAAAUAUCUUGCCUGGCAUGAGUGGCUUGGUUUAAGUGGGGGCUUUGGGCCAUGCAGUAUCACCUUGACCUCUGCACGGGCUAGAGAUUAAGUCAGCCAUGUGGGCAGUGAGGCAUGCCUAUGUGACAGAUCCCCAAUAAAAGCAUUGAAUACUGCGGCUUGGGGAACCUUCCCUGAUUGGCAGUACUCCAA